AUGGCUGGCGCAGUCUCGCCCGGCGCGUGGUGGCGCCACGCAGCCUGCCACCAUCCGCGCUGCACGGUGGUUCGUGCGACUCAAGCUGCCCAUCUCGGCGGACCUGGAAGGGUCCAAGAGAAGCGGCGGCCGCGGAACGCGGCCGUGAGGGCUGCACUGGAUCGUGAGCCGGGCCCGGGCGCCGACGACAGGUCGCUUCAGGGCCCGCCGGACCGACUGGCACGCGCCUCGUACAUCAGCGACGCCAGGAGGCUGAACGAUCGCAUCGUGAAUGCUCAGGACUCGGAGGAACUGCUCGAUUUGGUGAUCCUGGAAGGCGACUCCUUCACCCAUAUCAACGCCGUCACGGCGUUCAACCGUCUGGCCAAGAUCGUGAGGCAGAACCGCAACGAGGACCCCGCGCUCAUCCGCGAGGACCCGCGCACCAAGAUGUGCUCCGACCUCGUGGAGGCCCGCCUCCCGGAAUGCAACACGCAGGGCCUGUCGAACAUCAUUUGGGCAGCGACAAACCUGCAGCAUGCGUCGUCGUCGCUGCUCGCCGCCCUGCCGCGGUUCGUCCUCGAGCAGCCCGCGCAGCGCUGGAAGGACCGCGAGCUCGGGAUCGUCGUCUGGGGCCUCGCGAAGAUGGCAGUCGAGGACAACCUCCCAAAAGACCCUACGCGGCAGCUGCUGGUCAACUUGUGGCCCGUGGUCGACGAACUGCUGCCGAGGAUGGACCCGCAGGCGGUGUUCAACGUGAUCUGGGGCUACCAAGCCCUGGGCGCGUUCGACGGCGCGUCGAUAGCGCGGCUAGGGGCCACGGCGACGUCAGUGGCCCCCAGGGCGUCCCUGCGCGACCUGGCCGGCAUCGCGCUCGCGAUGUCGCGCGCCGGGUACACAAAUGAUGACCUAUACGCGGCGAUCAGCGAGUCGGCGACGCGGCAAAUCGAGCACGGCGGCAAGAACGUUCCGCCCAGACAGGGCCGCGGCCGCGGCCGGGGCCGCGGCGGCCGCGGCGCCGCCCAGGCACGCCGGCGAGCGUCCACCAUUCAGGACGUCGAUCUCGGCAACCUAGCGUCCGCGUUCGGCCGCGUGUACUCCGGCGCGGACACCGUCGCGCCGCGCGCCGAGGGGCUCUCGGCGCACGUGGAGAUGUCGGACGACCUGACCGUCGCGGGGCCGGGAGCGCCGCUGUCGGCGUCGUGGGAGUCCUCCGCGCACUUGCCUGCGCCGCCGCCGGACCACGCGGUGCGCCUGGUCCGCGCCAUCUCGUACUACCUCCUGCCGUCGCCCUGGCGCCGCGCUCUGAAGCGGCGGUACGGCGGCAGGGUCGCGACGGGCAGCGAGAGCGGCAGCGAUGACGAGGACGGGGCUGGCGGGGCGCAGAGUGACGCGAAGCUGCCGGAGUACCCCCCGCACGUUGCGUCGAUGCGGCCGCAGUACCUCUCGAACGUUCUGUGGGCUAUCUCGAGCAUGGGAAUCGAGGAUUCUCGAUUGUUCGAGGCAACAGCAGAAACCAUGAUCGACCGGCUCGCGAACGCGCACGGCACGCCGCUGCCGGCGCAGACGAUCGCGACGUUUGCGUGGGCGUUCGCGCGGCAGCGCCACCGGCGCGUGGACUUCCUAGACGCCCUCGCCACGUGUGCGACCGCACUGCUGAACAAGUAUGGCGUACAAACGCUCAGGCACCCGGCGCUGGCGGUCGGGCAGGCGCCGAACACGCCGAUCGCGCGCGCCAUCGUCGGGCAGGAGCUGCGGCGGCUGUCGUCGCACAAGCGGGCCUUUUCGGAGCAGGCGACUGCGAUGCUGGCGUAUGCGUACGCCUACUUGGACUGCCUGGGCACGACGGACGCCGGCGCGGAGCUCGCGGAGGCGCUGGCGCGCGCGCUCGCGCCGCACGCGGCGAGCCUCGGCCCGCAGUCGGUUUCGAACCUGUGUUGGUCGUUUGCGUGCGCGGGGGUGUAUCCUGCGGAGCUGCUGCCGGCGCUCAAGGCGCGGGCGGUGGAGCUGGGCGUCGAGGACGCGCUGCUCAAGCGGGAUCUGUGGCAGAUGUACCAGGCGGCGCUGGCGAUGCGGCUGGAGGCGCCGGAGAUGUCGGUGGACGUCAGCGGGCAGCGCACGCGCAACAUGCUCGGGUUCCUGUACUCGCAGGGCGAGCUCGCGGUGAACGCGACGGAGGAGUGGGAGCGCGGGAAGCGCUGCGAGCCCCGCGUGGUGAGCGCGUUCCAGCGGGACGUGUACCUCACCCUGCAGGACCUGGGGGUGGCGUGCGAGCUCGAAUACGCGGACGCGGAGUACACGAUGGACAUCGCGAUCCCCGCGAAGCGCGUCGCGAUCGAGGUGGACGGCCCGUCUCACUUCUGCACCAACACACGCACUCCGACGGGGCCGACUCUCAUGAAGCGCCGGCUCCUGCGCGCCCUGGGCUGGUCCCUCGUCCCCGUCACGAUAUACGAGUGGCAGCGCCUGCGAUCGGACAAAGCGAAACGCCGGUGGCUCCAGGACCGCCUGACGCCACUUCUCGUCGACUCAGGCAGUCCAGCGACAACUCCCCCCCCCGCACCGCGCCGGCGCCGGAGCCCUCGCCGGCCGGAAAGCGACGAGAGGACGCUGCGGCGCAGCCGGACGAUGCUGAGUCAGGGGGGGGUGAGCCGCUGA
This is a messenger RNA of Pedinophyceae sp. YPF-701, 2637 nucleotides long. NCBI's taxonomy places the organism in Eukaryota, Viridiplantae, Chlorophyta, Pedinophyceae. The record is from the annotation of a GenBank genome assembly.